This is a messenger RNA of Camarhynchus parvulus, 2477 nucleotides long. It is a transcript of the gene DNAI7, whose product is annotated as cancer susceptibility 1. Gene Ontology annotation, cellular component: axoneme. The transcript has 16 exons. The coding region runs from base 316 to 2415 and encodes 699 amino acids. The record is from RefSeq and is a predicted model, not a curated record. Gene Ontology annotation, molecular function: microtubule binding; beta-tubulin binding. NCBI's taxonomy places the organism in Eukaryota, Metazoa, Chordata, Aves, Passeriformes, Thraupidae.
CUGAGGGAGGCGGGGACCGCCACGGGCAGCGGGAGCGUGAGGGACACGGGACACGGGCAGCGGGAGCCUGAGGGAGGCGGGGACCGCCACGGGCAGCGGGAGCGUGAGGGACACGGGACACGGGCAGCGGGAGCCUGAGGGAGGCGGGGACCGCCACGGGCAGCGGGAGCGUGAGGGACACGGGACACGGGCAGCGGGAGCCUGAGGGACACGGGACACGGGCAGCGGGCACCGGCGUCCUGAGGGAGACGGGCAUCGCCACCCGCGGCGGGAUCGCAUCGUGAGGGACACGGGCACCGCCACCCGCGGCAGGACAUGGCUCCGAAAAAAAAGGGAAAGUCAAAGAAAGGAAAGGAAGCGAGGCUGAAAGCUGAAGCCCUAUUACGAGCUCAACAGGAAGAAGAAGAAAGACUUGAAAGGGAGAGACUGUAUCGAGAGCUCUUGGAAAGGCUUGAGGCAAAGUAUCAAGGAGAGAGGGAGUCUGAACUAGCCCAACAUAAUUCACUGAAACAGAAGUUUCUUUCUGCACAGCAGUGGAAAAUGGAUUACAGAGAACAAGCCAAGUGGGAGCACUACCUGAGCUGUGAUGGGACUCCUGACCCCACUGUACCUCAGGAAAUCAACACUUUCAUGAGCUUGUGGCGUGAUGACCAAGAUCAGGAUGUUCAGCUUGUGAUGGAGAAGGAGGAAGUGGUGCUACAUUUGGUUGAGAAGUUGGAGUUUCUUCUGUUGGAGGCAGCACCAGAAGAGAUCACAGACAAACAACGAGAGCAGUACCAGGAAGUUAUUCUGCAACUGCAGGAUCUGCUUCACCAGAAGUACAAUGAUGCUACCCAGAACCUGCUCAAAAUAGCUAGUAUGUAUGAAGAUUCUGAAACUGGGAAUAUGCACACAGUCCUAAAGGAUAAAAAUGCAACUUUCUGUAUUUGGGCCAAUCUGAAGAAGAAACCAAGGUUCAAGGACCACGUGUUCCAGGAGGCAGGGCACGGCUUUGAGCUGCCCAUGUCCCUGGCUCUGAGCAGCGUGGCCGUUCGCCUGCUGCACACCCACUACGACCACGUGUCUCCCCUGUGGGUGCAGUGCCAAGGGCUGCCGAGGCAGGGGGCCCCAGCCACCGUGGAGUCAGCUGAGCAGCCGGAGGACACUGGGCAAGGACCAGGAGAAGAGGAGGAGAAAGGCAGGGAAGAACCCAGCGUGCCUGCUGCAGAAGAAACAGGUUCUAAGGGGAGAAAGGAGAGUUCUGUCUCACUGAAAGGGACCAGCAAUAACACAGAUGAUAUAAAAGAGACACAGGAGGAAACUGAGAAGAAUUCAGAAAUUUUGGAUGCACCAUCACAAGAGGAGGAGGCCGUGCUGCAGGAGGAGCCAGGAGGCAGAGAAGAGGCACUGCAAGUUGUGGAUUUGGAGCAGCUGGUGCCCGUGGGGGGCGUGUUCCACAUCUCUGCCCUGCAGCUGCCGCCCCAGGCCCAGGACGUCGGGGACUGGACCAUGGUGGAGCUGCUGGAUGUUGGAUUGGAGGUGUAUCCAUAUUCCCCAGGAAAGGCUGAAGAUGGCACACGGGAAGCAGUACAGAUAACCCUGAGGCUCCCUGAUAAUGUGAUUUAUUUUAAAGUGCCUGUGGUAGCCCGAUGGGAUCCUGCAGGCCAAUGGUGGAGAACUGAUGGCAUCAGCAAGAUAACCUAUGAAGCAGAAGAAAAGAGCAUCACCUUUAGCAUGGGUGACUUUUCUACAGUAGCCCUUCUCCAGGAUGCUCACCUGAACCUGCCCUAUGAGGCCUGGGAAUUGCACCCUACUGGUGUGGAUGAAGGACUCUUCACAGUCACUGCAGUCUUUGCAACCCUUCAGAUACAAAUCAAGGAUAAUCAGUGUAUGUUGUCUUCAGUAGUGGUGGAAGAGGAGGAGGUGCUUUCCCACAUCACAGGGAAAUGGAUGAGUCCUCUUGCCCUCAGAGCAGCUUUGAAAAGAGCUGGAGUGAACAUUUUCCCAGCAGAGUACUCUCCCAAGUAUGUCCCUGUGCCCAGGAAGGCUGCCCUGGCAGAAGUGAAGGCCUAUGAACAGAUGGCUCUGCUGGCAGCUGCUUUUGCUUUUGCUCACAGCAAGUGGAAUGGAGAAGCAGGGCCAGAGCAAGUUGUGUUCAAGGUGAGUGAACAUCUCACAGCAGGUUCUGCCAAAGGCAACCACUGGUCUCUCUUGAUGUUCAACGGUGAGAAAGUGCAACACCUCAAGCUCACUGAAAGCAGUGAAGCUUUUUUGGAAGAGCUGGAAGAAGAGUCUGAAUUUCACUCCACACUCUACCAUAUGGUCAAGGAUUCUGCCAGCAAUGAAGCCAUGGAAAAAGUGGAAAGAGCUGGCUGCCUGUUCAUUGAUUCUGUGUAUCAGCUGCUCCUUGCUACCCGAGUCUUAGCAUACUCUUAAAUGCUGCAUGCUUUCCUUCAAAACUUUAUUAUCAAAAGCUUUCAAUAAAGUUACAUUUCAAG